Messenger RNA from Tetrapisispora phaffii CBS 4417, 760 nucleotides. RefSeq lists its product as uncharacterized. The transcript has a single exon. Lineage: Eukaryota; Fungi; Ascomycota; Saccharomycetes; Saccharomycetales; Saccharomycetaceae. The annotation marks the transcript as partial. The record is from RefSeq and is a predicted model, not a curated record.
AUGGAGCCUUCACGUCAACAGGGAGGGUCUACGGAGGAAGAGACAUCGCUAAGAUUUAGGCGUGAUGCAAUUCAAUUUUUGUUAUAUUUACUCUUAAUAUUCAUCUUAGUUGCAUUGUGGUCUGUAGUCCAAACUAGCCGAACAUUGAAUACAAUAGAAAAAGAAAACACUUUAUUUAUCGAGGAAAUUAGACUGCACUUGACUAAAGAUAUAGUUAAGCGUCACGAAAGCUUUAUUGAUUUACUGCCUUUGAACGUUCCUUUAAACAGUAAUACUUCUGAUAGUAAUCAUUAUACAACAGGAUGGGUAUAUCCGGAACCACAAAAUUCUGAUAUACCCACUUUGACCACAAGUACUACAACUACCACAUUAUCACCGCUCGGUAAACGUGUAGCAUAUUUAUGGUGGACUCUUGCUGCAGUUAAGUUGGUUAUAACAGGAAUUAGCCUUUGGGGUACAGCACAAUCAUGUAUAAAUUGGUCGCAAGGUAGUGCUGGAACUGCUGAUAAAGCUGGAUGUGUAACCGGGUGUGUUGCUACGGCAGUUGGUACGAUGGCAACAGUCAAUAAGGCAGCUUUCAAUUACGAAUAUAUUAAUAGUGCUGAUCGUGCAUGGUUAUCAUCAAUCAAUGAUGCCUGGCGGAAACGAGAUACUGAGCUUGCAGCAGAAUAUCUUUUAAAUGUACAAAAUAUUACGGCGGCUAUGGCACAGCUUUCAGGCUUACCUACAUUAACUGUUCUACAAUCUAACUUAUCUGUAG